Messenger RNA from Arachis stenosperma, 1642 nucleotides. Its product is annotated as rho GTPase-activating protein 1-like. NCBI's taxonomy places the organism in Eukaryota, Viridiplantae, Streptophyta, Magnoliopsida, Fabales, Fabaceae. The coding region runs from base 562 to 1542 and encodes 326 amino acids. The transcript is spliced from 5 exons. Gene Ontology annotation, molecular function: GTPase activator activity. The record is from RefSeq and is a predicted model, not a curated record. Gene Ontology annotation, biological process: signal transduction.
UAUAUGAUUUUGUUGCAACACUUUUCUUCAACUCAACUCAAGCUCAAGAGUCUUCCUUGUGGUUUGUGUUUGUAAAUUUGAAAUAAGCAAAAAGUCCUUCUCCUGAUCAUGGCUUUCUUAAAUGGCAAAAAUCUUUUCUUCUUGUUUUUUAUAUUCCAAGUAAAGGCCUCUUUCAUUGCCAGCCAUGACCAAGUUCUACUACUCUCCCCACAUUCCCAUUUUCAAUCUUGCUUCUUCACUAAGGACAACAACAACAACAACUACUUCAACAAAUUAAACAAACAUAAACCAACAACCUUUUCUUCUUCCCAUUCAUUGCUCAACCCUCAACCCUUCCUCUCUCUUCCUCACCAUGAACAUUGGUUCCCCCACUAACGUGCGCCACGUUGCGCAUGUCACCUUUGAUCGCUUCAAUGGAUUCUUGGGUUUGCCUGUUGAGUUCGAACCUGAAGUCCCCAGAAGGCCUCCCAGUGCUAGAGUUGAUGAUUAAACAUUCUUGAUGAUUUAUUGUUUGAACUUUGAGGUGGCAGUGCAACGGUUUUUGGAGUUUCAACAGACUCCAUGCAGUUAUCGUAUGACUCAAGAGGGAACAGUGUGCCAACAAUUCUGCUGCUGAUGCAAAGCCGCUUGUAUUCUCAAGGAGGCUUGCAGGCUGAGGGGAUUUUCAGAAUAAAUGCAGACAAUAGUCAAGAGGAAUAUGUUAGGGAUCAACUCAAUUUGGGUGUGGUCCCAGAAACUGUUGAUGUUCAUUCCUUGGCUGCAUUAAUUAAGGCAUGGUUUAGAGAACUUCCAACUGGGAUUCUGGAUUCAUUAUCUCAAGAUCAAGUGCUGAAAUGCCAGACUGAAGAUGACUGUGUUGAACUAGUGAGGCAUCUGCCUCACACUGAAGCUUCACUCUUGGAUUGGGCUAUCAAUCUCAUGGCUGAUGUUGCUGAGUAUGAACAUCUCAAUAAGAUGAAUGCACGCAACAUUGCUAUGGUUUUUGCUCCCAACAUGACUCAGAUGGCAGACCCUAUCACUGCAUUGAUGUAUGCAGUUCAAGUGAUGAACUUCUUGAAGACACUGAUAUUAAGGACACUGCGGGAGCGAAGGGAUUCCGUGGUAGAACCGUCUCCUAGAUCGUAUUUAGAACCUUCUAGAUCAUGUUUGGAGCUUCCUGAUGAGAAUUUGGACCAUACCCCUUUGGAGUCUAGCCAGCAAGAUACUGAUGCACAAAAUGAAGAAGAGGUUCAGAAAAACUCUGCUUCUGAGGAAAUUUUCUUAGAAUGUUGCCCUGAAUCCCCCAAGAACAAGUUAGAAGCUAAAAAUUUGGAAUGCUUUUCUGAGAAUCAAGUUUCCAAUGAGAAUUUGUACUGUGAUUAUCCACCAAAAGGAAACAUGAAGAGUAACAAGAGUGGCCAAUCAAGUAGUUCAAAUGCUAGGAAAGGGUCUAAAAAAUCCAAAGGCCAGCUAGCUGUGAUCCAUGAAAAUGUUGAGAAAAAGGGAACUAGGAAUUUGAACAGCUCAGAUUCAAGAUCUGAGCAGAUUAAACCUUGGAGGUGAAAGAAGCAUAAUAGUGUGUGUAAAUUUGAUUAUUUUGACAUUGGAAUUGUAUGUUUAUGUCUGUGAAGUUAUUGCAAAAUUGCUAGGUGUAGUUUGUGAA